GUGAGCCAGGGAGCCAGGAGGAAGCUGAUAGAGAAGGCAAAACCCUAAAUCUCUUCAUCUACUUCACUCAGUUUGGGUUAGAAGGCCUACAUUCAACAUCAUGGCUACCAGGUCAUUGUCAAACGCGCUGUUGAAGGGCGUUGGAGGAAUCCAAGCUGCUCGUUCCAGUAGAAUUGUAUCUGGAUCCUUCUAUCAGAAUGGCAACAAGUACUUUAGUACUGUUCCCCAUGAUGCUGAUACACAUGAGGAUUUUAGACCAACCAAUAAGCUUCAGGGUUCUGCUGUUUCUUUGAAGGAUGUUGUUGAACAGGAUGUCAAAGAAAAUCCUGUGAUGAUCUACAUGAAAGGAGUGCCUGAAUUUCCUCAAUGUGGAUUCAGCUCACUGGCAGUAAGAGUGUUGAAACAUUACAAUGUUCCUUUAAGUGCAAGAAAUAUUUUGGAAGACCCUGAGCUGAAAAGUGCUGUAAAAGUGUAUAGCAACUGGCCAACAUUUCCUCAGAUAUUCAUUAAGGGAGAGUUCAUUGGAGGUUCAGAUAUCAUAAUGAAUAUGCACCAGAGUGGUGAACUGAAAGAAAAGCUCAAGGACAUUGGUUCCAGCCAGAAGUCUGAAUAAUUUGCUCUGGGUCUUCAUGAUAUCCUUUGUUGUUUCUUUAAUGUAGCGGGAUGCAAGGCUGUUG
This is a messenger RNA of Rubroshorea leprosula, 677 nucleotides long. NCBI's taxonomy places the organism in Eukaryota, Viridiplantae, Streptophyta, Magnoliopsida, Malvales, Dipterocarpaceae. The record is from the annotation of a GenBank genome assembly.